AUGGCGACGGAUGAACUGGCAGCAAAGUUAAACAGGAGGAAUUUAAUUAACGAGGGUGAAGAAGGUAGUCCGGUGUUACCUUCUACAACCGUCUUUAACCCGUACACGGAGUUUAAGGAGUUCACCAGGAAACAGAUUCAGGAUUUUCAGAAAACUUUUAAUAAGUACGAUGUGGGUAAGGACAAGUUUAUAGACCUGAUGGAGCUGAAGCUGAUGAUGGAGAAACUAGGGGCCCCUCAGACUCACGUUUCUCUGAAGAACAUGAUCAAAGAAGUGGAUGAAGACUUUGAUGACAAGAUUAGUUUUAGAGAGUUUCUACUGAUUUUUCGGAAGGCAGCAGCGGGAGAGCUACAGGAGGACAGUGGGCUGUAUGAUCUGUACAAGAACAUGGAGGAGAUAGAUGUGGAUGUCGAGGGUGUCAAAGGUGCUAAGAACUUCUUCCAAGCGAAG
Candidula unifasciata is the source of this 450-nucleotide messenger RNA. NCBI's taxonomy places the organism in Eukaryota, Metazoa, Mollusca, Gastropoda, Stylommatophora, Geomitridae. The record is from the annotation of a GenBank genome assembly.